GCAGCAGCAGCAGCAGCAGUAGCAGUAGCAGCAUCCACCUCCACCACUACAGAAGCUGGUUCUGCUUCUUCAUCACCAUCCCGAACAAGAGGAGAGUAUCAACAGCACUUUCCCCCUUACUUUGGGAGUGUUUUUGGAUUUACAUGCAAAGCCUUCAAGAUGAUGUCCAUGAACAGCAAACAGCCACAUUUUGCCAUGCAUCCCACCCUACCUGAACACAAAUACCCCUCUCUACAUUCCAGCUCCGAAGCAAUACGAAGAGCCUGUCUACCAACUCCACCGCUGCAGAGCAAUAUCUUCGCCAGCCUGGACGAGACCCUCCUGGCCCGGGCCGAGGCUCUGGCAGCCGUAGACAUCGCCGUGUCCCAGGGCAAGAGCCACCCCUUCAAGCCCGAUGCCACCUACCACACCAUGAACAGCGUGCCGUGCACCUCCACCUCCACCGUGCCGCUGGCGCACCAUCAUCACCACCACCACCACCACCACCAGGCGCUCGAACCCGGCGACCUGCUGGACCACAUCUCCUCCCCAUCCCUGGCGCUCAUGGCCGGCGGCGGGGCCGGCGGCGGGGGCGGCGGCGGCGGAGGGCACGAAGGGGCCGGAGCGGGCGGCGGCGGCGGCGGCGGCGGGGGCGGCGGCGGCGGGCCGGGCGGCGGCGGGGCCGGGGGCGGCGGGCCGGGCGGCGGCGGCGGCCUCUUGGGCGGCUCGGCCCACCCGCACUCGCACAUGCACGGCCUGGGCCACCUGUCGCACCCGGCGGCGGCCGCCAUGAACAUGCCCUCGGGGCUGCCGCACCCGGGGCUGGUGGCGGCGGCGGCGCACCACGGGGCGGCGGCGGCGGCUGCGGCGGCGGCUGCGGGCCAGGUGGCCGCGGCGUCCGCGGCGGCCGCGGUGGUUGGAGCAGCGGGGCUGGCCUCCAUCUGCGACUCGGACACAGACCCCCGGGAGCUGGAGGCCUUCGCCGAGCGCUUCAAGCAGCGGCGGAUCAAGCUCGGGGUGACGCAGGCCGACGUGGGCUCGGCCCUGGCCAACCUCAAGAUCCCCGGGGUGGGCUCGCUGAGCCAGAGCACCAUCUGCCGCUUCGAGUCGCUCACGCUGUCUCACAACAACAUGAUCGCACUGAAGCCCAUCCUGCAGGCGUGGCUGGAGGAGGCCGAGGGCGCGCAGCGCGAGAAAAUGAACAAGCCCGAGCUCUUCAACGGAGGCGAGAAGAAGCGCAAGCGGACUUCCAUCGCCGCCCCGGAGAAGCGCUCCCUCGAGGCCUACUUCGCCGUGCAGCCCCGGCCCUCCUCCGAGAAGAUCGCCGCCAUCGCCGAGAAACUGGACCUCAAAAAGAAUGUGGUGCGGGUUUGGUUUUGCAACCAGAGACAGAAGCAGAAAAGGAUGAAAUUCUCCGCCACCUACUGAAUUUGG
This is a messenger RNA of Phascolarctos cinereus (koala), 1413 nucleotides long. RefSeq names its product POU class 4 homeobox 1 (gene POU4F1). NCBI's taxonomy places the organism in Eukaryota, Metazoa, Chordata, Mammalia, Diprotodontia, Phascolarctidae. Gene Ontology annotation, molecular function: RNA polymerase II cis-regulatory region sequence-specific DNA binding; DNA-binding transcription factor activity, RNA polymerase II-specific. The record is from RefSeq and is a predicted model, not a curated record. Gene Ontology annotation, biological process: regulation of transcription by RNA polymerase II.